Molecule: messenger RNA, 2050 nt
Organism: Aedes albopictus (Asian tiger mosquito)
Lineage: Eukaryota; Metazoa; Arthropoda; Insecta; Diptera; Culicidae
Product: CLIP domain-containing serine protease B4-like
Exons: 4
Coding region: 142-1248 (368 amino acids)
Biological process (GO): proteolysis
Molecular function (GO): serine-type endopeptidase activity
Source: RefSeq, a predicted model, not a curated record
CUGCCAAAAACUUUCCCUAAAGCGGUACUCGCAGCAGCGCCUCAAAACGGUGGUUUACACAAAUCUCUUGAUAAGACGAUCGAUCAUCCAUGGCCUGAAAAUACUCUGAAGUUUCAGUUCCAUUCGAACCAUCACCCCAAGAUGAUAGGACGGUUGCCUGUUCUAGUGUUGCUGGCGAUAGUGCUGCAGCUGGUACGAUGUCAAACAUCGAACAAGAGUAUUUCCAAUAAAGUGGCAUCCGAGGGGCAGGUCUGCCAGGCUGGUGAUGUCAUCGGUCGAUGCGUGCCAAUAAAGGAAUACCCCGACUAUGCCGCGAUUUUGAAGAAACAGUUUCGAUCUGCACAGGAAACGCAAUAUCUGAACGAUCGGUUCUGCGGUUAUACACCGGCAAGGAAAGCGCUGGUAUGCAUGCCGGUGAAGAUCAACGAACCGCACUGUGGCAGACAGUUUACCGAUCGGAUCGUGAAGGGAAACCUGACCGAGCUGGAUGAAUACCCAUGGAUGGCACUGUUUCAGUAUAAGAAACCCAAAGGUUUUGGAUUCUAUUGCGGGGGUGCAUUGAUCAAUACUCGGUACGUGUUGUCGGCAGCUCACUGCUUCGUUGGACUGCGAUACGGCUGGGAAGUGAUUAAGGUUAGACUUGGCGAAUGGGACGUGGAGUCUGAUGAGGAUUGUACCGGAACAGACGAUGAACGGAAUUGUGCCCCUCCGAUUCAGGAGUUCGACCUGGAGCGGAUUAUACCGCAUGAGGGAUUUUCAGUGAAGAGCAACAACAAAGUACAUGACAUUGCGCUGGUUCGGAUGUCUGGCGAUGCUCAGUACAGCAACUUCGUGGCGCCGAUUUGUCUACCCGAACCAGGUUGUGUAGCGAACAUGAAACGCCUGAUGGACGGCGUACUGAUUGCAUCCGGUUGGGGGAAGACCGAAAACACAUCCGCCAGUCGAUACAAACUGUACACCAAGCUGCACUGUUCCAACUACGAGGAUUGCAAAGCGAACUACGUCGCACGGAAAGCUAUCUCAUUAACCGAGGGACAAUUUUGCGCCCAAGGUGAUGCUGGGCAGGAUACCUGCAAUGGGGACUCCGGAGGACCACUGAUGAAGCAAAUUGGAGAACAGGCUCGGUACUACGUGACGGGUGUGGUCAGCUUUGGUCCAUCCAAGUGUGGAGAACAGUUACCCGGAGUGUACACCAAAGUGGAGCAUUACUACAAGUGGAUUGCGCAGAAAAUAGUGGAAACUUCUUGAUAGUUCGGUGAAAUCGGAACACACUUUAACGCAGCAUUAUUACAACUGACUAAUAAAUUUAACGUUAGGAACUUCAAAUGGUAGCUCAGAGUUUUAGUACAGUGAUUUUCAUGGUGAUUUUAAUGUUUUAUCCCACCAUUCUCUUUUUACAUUUGAGAAGCGCAUUUCUUCGAUAUGAAUGCACCUUUUUGCUGUUGAGAGUUGUUUACUUAAAGUUAAGAGAGGUUCUGCAAACACAUCACCACGAUUUUUCAAACCCCAAUCGAAGACUAAUUAUUUGGGUCUAACUACCUCAUUUGGCUCCUCACUAACCAGUCUCGAUUUUCAGCAUAAGCUGUCCAAUGUUCAUUUGUUUUUAAUAAAAGCUGUCCAAUGUUCAAUGUAUACGUUUGAAGAGCUGUCGUAUGAAUAAUGAGGAAUGAGGAAUGAAAAGUGAGUAUUGAAGAGUACGGAGUAAGCAGUGUAGGAUGUGGAGUGGGCAUUGAAGCGUCAGAAGUUUGAAGCUGUUGUAAGUAACCAGUGAAGAGUAUGGCACAGUGAUGAGUGAGAAGUGAGGAGGAAGCAGGGAAUAAAUUGUUUCAAGUGGUCAGUGAGUUAAGAUCAAUGAAGAUAGAUUUUGAUGAAGAAUGAGAAGACAUUAAUACAAAGAGAGUGGUGUAAAUUGAGAAGAGAGCAGUGAAGACUGAGGUGUGAUAAGUGAGGAUAGAGAAGUGAAAAGUGGGAAAUGAUUACUGAGCAGUGAGGAUUAAAUAAUGAGGACUGUGGAGUAGUUAUAAGUGAGAAAUUACCAAUGAAAAGUAAG